UCCCUGCGCCCAGCAGAUUUAACAGACUAUUUAGGAGCUCUGAGACCAUUCAGUUCUCAGAAAGACGUUUUACUAGUUUCUUUAUGUGUAUAAGUAUAUACAAUCCACCCAGUUUUUUGUUUAGUCUCACACCAUCUAAAGAUAUAAAAAAAGCUUUGUAAAUAAGUUGUAUUAGCUUCCUUUUCCCCAUUCCAUAGAAUUGUUUUAGUAUUGAUGCUGUACAAAGAGUUCAUGCCUUGGGUACGAAAGGAAAGUUCUCAAGUUCUUUCUAUUUUGAUUUGCAUCAAAAAGUCCACUUAAUUUCAGGUUUCACCUGCAGGAGUCAAUCAUUAUGGACUUAAGCCUAUGGUAACAUUUGAAGAUAGGUUGUAAUUCGCUUUCUUUGCUGGGUUUUCUUUUCUAAGCAGGCUCAUUUCUCUAGUUCAGAAACAGCACCCACUUAUCAGUUACCCGUGGACAGUCCUGGUGCCGCCCACCUGGGGCGCCUACGAAUCCUGGGCCUUUGACUGUUGAUGGACGGAUCCGCGCUGCAAGAAGUCUUGCUGCUGUCACCAUUGGGCAUUGGCAAUUGGUUCAUGGGGAACGACGCGGAACCAAUGGGAGAGGUGGCUUAGGAGAGUCCUUGGAGCGCGCGGGAAAGAGACCGAUAUAAACUGUGGCGGGAGAUUAGCUUUUGGGUCCUUGUCCAGUGAAACAUCCUCGACUGGGAAGUUAGCUGGUUCUCUCCUCUCCUCUCAUCUUGUUUGAACAUGGUGCGGACUAAAGCAGACAGUGUUCCAGGCACCUACAGAAAAGUGGUGGCUGCCCGAGCUCCCAGGAAGGUGCUUGGUUCUUCCACUUCUGCCACUAAUUCGACAUCAGUUUCAUCGAGGAAAGAGCAUGUCCUUUGCAACCUGAUCACACAGAUGAUGAAAAAGAAUAGAACUUUCUCAUUCAUCUUUGAAUAACAUCUCCUUGUUUACUCUGGUAUUCUAUAACGUAAAUUUACAUGAAUGUGUUUGCUCCAAUUAGCUUUGUUGAACAGGCAGUUAAUUUAAAAAUUUAGGUUUAAAUUUAGAUUUUCAAAAGUAGCUGUGAAAUUGGAAAAUUUGUAAGACUAAUUAUGGUAGCUUAGUAUUCAAUAUAAUGCAUUAUUUGGUUUCUUUUACCAAAUUAAGUGUCUUGUUGCUAAAAUCAAAUCAUUGCAUUGUGUUCUGAUUAUAAGUAUGCUAUAUUUGAGGUUUGCUUAGAUUGUUGUACUGCUGCCAUUUUUAUUGGUGUUUGAUUAUUGGAAUGAUGCCAUAUUGUGCCUCCUAUUUGCUUUAAAAAGCAGAGUUAGAUUUUCGCAUAUUAAAAAAAAUUCAGUAUUAAUUAAACAUUACUUACUCUACCCUUUUUUCAGCAAGGAGGACAAAGAUGCAAUGUUGAAAAACCUUGGAUGGAUAUCUUCUCUUUAAAAAAAUUUAAAGACAAUUUGGUCUUUUGAGAGUUUAAACGGUUGAUAACACCUCUACAACAACAAUAACAAAAAAGAUAAAAUACUAGGAUAGAAUAAUGGUGGGCACAGUGGCUUCUCAGGAGGCUGAGGAGGGAGGUCUGCUUGAGUCCAGGAGUUGUAGACCACCCCAGGCAACGUAGUGAAACCCUGAAUCUAAACAAAAGGAAAAAUAUGUAUAUGAACAAUAAUAAUAAAUCAGCCCAGCAUGUUGGCACACACAGUAGAACCAGAUUCCAUCUCUUAAAAAAAAGAAAUUUUCCUAGGAUAUGCAUUUGAUUCGCAAUCAUAAAAUAUAAUUUUAAAAUUGGAAGUCAUGUUAUAGCAACAGAAAAAAAAAAAGAAAAAGAAAAAAAUAAAGUUGGAAGUCAAUAUAAUAUGAAAGGCAAAUCAUGCCAUAAAUCCAUAGGCAUGUCAAAAGUCCUCAGAACUGCUGACAUUUUUCAACAUAACCAGAGGUAUAAUUGAAGAAGUGGGUAUAAUAUUCCUCAUCACACUUUUUCCAGUAGCCUGUUGUCAAAACUAAUUAUGUUUUAGUUGGCAUAUUUUUCUGAAAUAUGUUUGUAAUAAAUGCAUACUUAUUUUUAUAAUACA
Messenger RNA from Sapajus apella (tufted capuchin), 2068 nucleotides. It is a transcript of the gene PCLAF, whose product is annotated as PCNA clamp associated factor. Gene Ontology annotation, biological process: translesion synthesis; regulation of cell cycle. The record is from RefSeq and is a predicted model, not a curated record. Gene Ontology annotation, molecular function: chromatin binding. Gene Ontology annotation, cellular component: nucleus. The transcript has 3 exons. Lineage: Eukaryota; Metazoa; Chordata; Mammalia; Primates; Cebidae. Bases 750 to 947 code for a protein of 65 amino acids.